This is a messenger RNA of Portunus trituberculatus (swimming crab), 1405 nucleotides long. Its product is annotated as cyclin-dependent kinase inhibitor 1C-like. The record is from RefSeq and is a predicted model, not a curated record. The transcript is spliced from 2 exons. Bases 28 to 1011 code for a protein of 327 amino acids. NCBI's taxonomy places the organism in Eukaryota, Metazoa, Arthropoda, Malacostraca, Decapoda, Portunidae.
ACAGUGAGUGAGCUCCUCAGAGAAUCAAUGGCGCCCUUCACACUGCCAUCCCCAUGGGCGCCUACGCCUCUCUGCUGCACCUCGGGGGCGAUCCGCCCCCCUGCAGCAGGCGACACCCGUAGCUCAAGGUUAAGUCCCACCGCCUCGCCAGCCCUCAGUGUUUGUGGAAAGACGACUCGGAUGAAACAAAACGAGAAAAACGUGAACCGCAGUGGAAGGCCGCGGCGGAGGAUGCCCGUAGGAAGAGCCGGGCCAAAGGAGGGCGUGGCCGGCCAGGUAUUGCUAUAUAACCUCCGCCGACUCAUCUGCCGGUCAUCACUCCGCCACAGUCACCCUCCCAGACACCGCCAAGACUCAGCCAUGAAGCUCCUGGUGUUGCUCGCCGCGGCCGCCGUCUGCGCAGGCGCCCCACAAAUGCUGCAGCCGCUGCCCUACAUCCCCAGCCCAGCCAUCGCCUACACCAGCUCCCUCACACCCGCCGUCACCAAGAUCCAGAAGCCAGGCGUCCAGCUGCACUUCCCCUCCAACGUCAGGUUCGUGGCGCCCGCACCAGUGGCCCAGCCCGUGGUCCAGGCGGUGCCUCACCCCGUCCAGUACCAGGCUCCUACCGUUGCUGUCGCCCCCGCCCCCAUUGCCUCCCCCGUGGUGGUGGCUGCCGCCCCUGAGCCCCUCAACGCCCCUGAGCCACCCAUGCCCGACGUGGGCACUCCCUUCGUGGGCGGUCAGUUCCACGCUCAGGACGAGCUCAAGCAGUACUCCUUCGGCCACUGGGGCGGCCCCAGCACCCGCGUGGAGACCAGGGACGCCCUGGGACGCACCAAGGGAAGCUUCGCCUACGUCAACCCCAUGGGAGACGUGCACGUGAGGAAAUACGCUGCUGCUCCCGCCAUGGGCUUCAAGGUGGCCGCCUCAGACCUUCCCGACGACACCCCCGCAGUGGCCAGCCUCAAGGCCGCCCACGAGAAGAGUUUCCGCACCAUCAAGGAGAUGAUCACGAGCGCCAGGGCGUAACGCGCGUCACGCCGCCCUUUAUGUGUUACAUGCCUGUCGCCGCCGCUCAAGAGACGCGCGGGCUGGAAACACUCGUGGUUCACUGCUCGCUGCGUCUCCUCACUGUACAGGGAACGUGCGCAUCAAGAAAGCACCGCAACACCUCGACACAACACAGCACAGCACAACGCAGUGGUGUGUGUAUGCCAUCAACGUGCACAACAACACAACGCCAACGACGACGACGAUGACGACGACGACGACGACGACGACAAGAACGACAACAAUAACCACUGUUUCUGUUUGGGCGUCACCUCGUUUGUCAUAAAACGAAUGUCGAGUGAGCCUACUGAAUCAAACUUGUAAAUGAUUAUUAUCACAGAUUAUUUACUUAAUAAAUUUAAAUAACACUUCA